GUCCGGCCCACGAACACUGUCUGCGUAUGGGGUAGACCUGAUAUUAAUAUCAGAGUCAGGGGCAGUUUGGGUAGUCCGAAAAAGGUCUUCUUAUCCUUUUUCUGUUCGGCGGAUUCGCAGGCGAGACAAAAACCUUUCCACAUCCAUUUCUCGUCCCUCAAAUCUCCUAGAGUCUCCUGAUCUCUCCACCCCUUUUUCUCUCAAGCAGGUCUAUUUGACAUUACUAAGGGUGUUUCAGUCAUUUAAGGCGGCAUUUAUUCAAAAUAUGAGGGGCCGUGUGAGGUGGAAUGAGGCUAACUUGAAUGAAAUUGAAGCUAAUAAACCUGUAAGGCAGAAAAUCACUGAGCCUAAAACACCAUACCACCGCAUGACUGAUGGAGAUGGUUCGAUAUCACCAAUACGAAAUUUUGAUAACUGCAUGGGAAAUGCUGAACAUGCAGACGCAAUUCGAAGUGCUUUGAAUAAUGUAGCGUCAUCGAGUGUUAUGUGUCCCCUGAAGAGCGAGGGUUGGGCAUCUGAUGAUGAGGCGGAUGCAAUGGAGCAAGAUGAUGAAGAAAGAAACUGCACUUGUACUAAAUAUUUUGAUGCUGAUAGAGACAGAUUGAACUUUAAGGACCUUAGGAGGGCCCAUUAUGAUGAAUUCUGGAAGGUGAAGGAACUCCUACAGAAGGGGUCCUUCAUGGAUGAUGAAGAUGAGUAUGACAACAGCAAGGGGAAGAGGCAAGAUAGAUGCGAUUCAUCGUCAUCUUUGACAGGCGGCAUGAGAGCAAUAGACAUAGAAGGUGAAACUUCCCCUCACCAUGAACGACAGGAACAAUCGGCUAACCACAUUACAAAGGCAUGAUGCCAAAGCAGUCAAUUGCCUUGGAAUUGUCUUCUUGGUUUUAUCAUAACACUAGAAAACUGUAUGGUUCAGCUCGACCAGUCCACAUUUUCCAUGUUUCUUAUAUGUUGGCAAAUCGUCUACCUCGCACAUAGCAUGCACGCAUGCACAUCAAUCCAGACUUUCUGAGCUGUGCCCAUCCGUUGCGCUUACUGGACAAGCUGAAUCGUUUGAUAAUAGACCAUUGCCCUGUUACCCUUACAUUCGAUUGCCACCACCGUCAAUUAGUAGCCAAUAGAUGUGAUUAGGUGGAUGCGUAAUCCGGAAUGGGGCCUGCAAUUUGGAUGAUCUGAAUUGACAUGGAUGUAUGCUGCAUGUGUAGUUGAUGACUGAUCUCCAUCUAGAAAAUGGCAGAAAAUGUUAAAUUAAUCAUGUAAAUAGUGUUUUUUUUUUAAAUUUUUCCUAAUUCCUGAACUUUCUUCUGUUAGGCAUCUGUAUGUUGAGCAGACAUUUCUAAUAAUAAAAAACCAUUAUUGGAUUGGUCACAA
Molecule: messenger RNA, 1371 nt
Organism: Magnolia sinica
Lineage: Eukaryota; Viridiplantae; Streptophyta; Magnoliopsida; Magnoliales; Magnoliaceae
Product: protein phosphatase inhibitor 2-like
Exons: 6
Coding region: 266-844 (192 amino acids)
Biological process (GO): regulation of signal transduction
Molecular function (GO): protein phosphatase inhibitor activity
Source: RefSeq, a predicted model, not a curated record